CUCUGCCCCCCGAUUCACCCUUUCAAGCAGCCGGUCGACUACCGCUGCACUGCCAUGAGCACAGUGCCGUGACUGACGUACAUUGAGUGCUCUUUCAUUGGUAUGGGCGUGAUUGGAGCGAGAAAAGGUGUUUGGUGAGUGCUAUCCGGUGAGUGCAAGUGCAACCGAGCGCCGGCUCCUGCCCCAGGAUGACCGUGCAGCUUGGUAACAGCACAAUUUGAUGGCCGCAACAAUGCAAAGACUUCGUAGUAUGCCAGGCGCUGGGUGGAGCGACAAAGAUGAAGACGACUAUGGCAUGCCGGUCCAUCGACAAGCGCAGAAUACCAUUACAUGGUCUUUGCGCAGAGCGCGAAGGUACGGACCAUUAAUCGGGAUUGUUCUGCUCUUUCUCUUGUACUGGAGCUGGCCACAGAGUCUCACACGGACCGACUGGUCAAAGUACGCCUACGUCCAAUAUGCCACUGAUGAGCACAAUCUUUGCAAUGCGUUGAUGGUGUUCGAAAGCCUGCAUCGUCAUGGAAGCAAAGCGCAGCGAGUGUUGCUACACAAUCCGCAGUGGGCAUCUCUUGCUCAAGGAGCGGAUGACCGUCAAGCACACUUGCUAUCUCUAGCCCAGAGAAAGUAUCAUGUAAAUUUAAGACCAGUGCAACUACUCGACGAACGCGGCGAGCCAACGCAAGGUCUUGGCGGCGAAACCGCAACAUGGGACACUUCCAUCACGAAGCUACGAGCAUUCGAACUCACCGAGUACGAACGCGUGCUACACAUCGACAGCGACGUAACUCUACUCCAACACAUGGACGAGCUUUUCCUGCUUCCAAGCACGGCCGUAGCGAUGCCUCGAGCCUACUGGAGUGAUGGUCCGCCAGAGAAGUGGCCGCUUACUAGCAUGCUCAUCCUACUCCAACCCAGUCGCACCGAGUUCAAGCAUAUGCUCGCGACGCUCCGAUCCUGGUGGAUGGAGUCUGAGCAGACUCGAACUCACACCAAGCAAUACGACAUGGAGCUGCUCAAUCACCGCUUCGGCGCAUCAGCUAUGGUGCUGCCUCACCGCCCGUAUGCUUUGCUGAGUGCGGAGUUCCGACGCGAGAAUCAUGCGGCAUACCUCGGUACCAUCAACGCUCCGACUGAUGCCGCAUCAGAAUGGGAUCCAGACCGGGUGCUCAAGGAGGCGAAAAUCGUGCACUUCUCCGACUGGCCGCUGCCGAAGCCUUGGGUAAUGUGGCCGCACGACGCGUUGGCAGAGAUCCAGCCGAACUGUACUAAUCUGCACGGCGGGGCUACGUCCUGCCGAGAACGCGAGAUAUGGAAGGAGUUGUAUGAUGACUUCAGGCGGAGACGAAAGGACGUCUGCAGGCUGUUGAGCAUGCCCGCUCCUGACUGGAGGAAGCAUAAAGAGGCUGUUGGGGCAGCGUAGCACCAAUACAUAUCAAAGCAUUCUCGCGGAUCGAUGUCUCCCUUGUUGAAGCUCGUGUGCCUUGCAUCCUCGUUCCAGCCCUACGAGACACGCUAGUGAAGUCGCCAGCUGUAGCUUCGGUUGUACCUGAGACAAACUCGAGCCGCAUCAUGUGAAAGCACGAGACAAUAACAUUUGCC
Messenger RNA from Baudoinia panamericana UAMH 10762, 1596 nucleotides. Its product is annotated as glycosyltransferase family 8 protein. The transcript has a single exon. Gene Ontology annotation, molecular function: glycosyltransferase activity. The record is from RefSeq and is a predicted model, not a curated record. Bases 233 to 1417 code for a protein of 394 amino acids. Lineage: Eukaryota; Fungi; Ascomycota; Dothideomycetes; Mycosphaerellales; Teratosphaeriaceae.